AUGGCGACUUCCAUGGUUAGCCUGGUUUUGCUCUGCCUCGUUUCUCCCUUGCUCCUCGCUGGCGCCGCCCGCGGCAACCCGUGGUACGGUGGCCUGUUCCCGCAGUUCUACGACCACUCUUGUCCCCAGGCAAAGGAGAUUGUGCACUCCAUCGUGGCGCAGGCCGUCGCCAGGGAGACCAGGAUGGCGGCGUCCCUCGUCAGGCUGCAUUUCCAUGACUGCUUCGUCAAGGGGUGUGAUGCAUCUGUGCUGCUCGACAACAGCACAAACAUUGUGAGUGAAAAGGGAUCCAAUCCCAACAAGAAUUCCAUCAGGGGAUUCGAGGUCGUCGACCAGAUCAAGGCUGCACUCGAGGCUGCCUGCCCUGGCACCGUCUCCUGUGCCGACAUCCUCGCCCUGGCCGCUCGUGACUCCACAAUUCUUGUUGGUGGCCCUUACUGGGAUGUACCACUCGGGCGGAGGGACUCUCUGGGUGCCAGCAUCCAGGGCUCCAACAACGACAUCCCUGCACCCAACAACACCCUCCCCACCAUCAUCACCAAAUUCAAGCGCCUCGGCCUCAACCUCGUCGAUGUUGUUGCCCUCUCUGGUGGUCACACCAUCGGCCUGUCCCGCUGCACCAGCUUCAGACAGAGGUUGUACAACCAGUCGGGCAACGGCCUCGCCGAUAGCACGCUGGACGUGUCCUACGCGGCACAGCUCAGGCAGGGCUGCCCACGCUCCGGCGGCGACAACAACCUCUUCCCGCUGGAUGUGGUCACCUCGACCAAGUUCGACAACUUCUACUUCAAGAACAUCUUGGCUGGCAGAGGCCUUCUCAGCUCCGACGAGGUCCUCCUCACCAAGAGCGCAGAGACGGCGGCGUUGGUCAAGGCGUACGCAAAUGAUGUGCAUCUUUUCUUCCAGCACUUCGCGCAGUCGAUGGUGAACAUGGGCAACAUCUCGCCUCUCACUGGGUCGCACGGGGAGAUUAGGAAGAACUGCAGAAGGCUCAACAACUACUACCACUGAGUUAUGUGCUUUGUGUUAUCAACUGUAUCCCUACAUCGAGCUUUGUCUGCUGAACUGUACAUGUACUGUUCAUACCCUCGUACCGAUCGAAGAUUUCUAGAA
Messenger RNA from Lolium rigidum, 1113 nucleotides. Its product is annotated as peroxidase 72-like. NCBI's taxonomy places the organism in Eukaryota, Viridiplantae, Streptophyta, Magnoliopsida, Poales, Poaceae. The record is from RefSeq and is a predicted model, not a curated record. Bases 1 to 1011 code for a protein of 336 amino acids. Gene Ontology annotation, molecular function: heme binding; peroxidase activity. Gene Ontology annotation, biological process: hydrogen peroxide catabolic process; response to oxidative stress. The transcript is spliced from 4 exons.